Molecule: messenger RNA, 579 nt
Organism: Anopheles darlingi
Lineage: Eukaryota; Metazoa; Arthropoda; Insecta; Diptera; Culicidae
Product: translation machinery-associated protein 7 homolog
Exons: 2
Coding region: 202-396 (64 amino acids)
Source: RefSeq, a predicted model, not a curated record
UUUGUCUGCGGAUUGAGGUUAAAACCGCGUUGCAGAGAUCGCCGUAAUAAGUGUGAAAUUCUUUAAAAAAAUUGCUAUUUGCCGCGUGAUACGAUACGACAAGAAAAAGGAUUCUAACUUCACCUAAAGGUAAAGGUAAAGGCUGACUUGGGCGUGGUUCCAAAAUUUAAUUUAGAUCGUAGUUUUCACCGUAAAAUCAGCAUGAGUGGACGCGAAGGAGGCAAGAAGAAGCCGCUGAAGGCCCCGAAAAAAGAAUCGGGUGAGUUGGACGAGGAAGAUAUGGCCUUCAAACAGAAGCAAAAGGAACAACAGAAGGCGCUGGAAGCGGCCAAGCAAAAGGCAACGAAGGGCGGUCCGCUGCUGCAGGGUGGAAUUAAAAAGUCCGGCAAGAAGUAAGGAGAUCGGCUGCAUCCUCCAUCCUGAAGAGCGAGAAUCUGCUACCGAACGCGUCAUACUUCGUCAUUUUAUGACUUGGAAUGAUGAAUAUUCCCGAGCGAGUACUCCAUGGCUCGGUGUUUUCGUACUCAUCCGUGAUGCGCGCAUUUUGUGAAGAAAAAUAAAUGUCAAGCUACCAACCGU